This is a messenger RNA of Dreissena polymorpha, 1646 nucleotides long. RefSeq names its product COMM domain-containing protein 5-like. The transcript has 7 exons. Lineage: Eukaryota; Metazoa; Mollusca; Bivalvia; Myida; Dreissenidae. Gene Ontology annotation, cellular component: nucleus. Bases 119 to 787 code for a protein of 222 amino acids. The record is from RefSeq and is a predicted model, not a curated record.
GUCUACAAUAGGGCACGUGAUUCUGACCACCUCCGGGGUGGGCGGUGAAAAGAAAACAAAACAAGUUAUACUGCUCUUUGAUACUUAGACAAAGCACAUGACUUAUUACAGAUGACUUAUGACAAUGUCAAUCAUACAAGUGACAGGCACCGGCAAGUCGUUUGCCAAUGACAGGACGCCAUUCUAUGGCGUUAGGGUUCCAACUGAAAUUAAGACAAUGAUUAAACCAUUAUCAAAAUUAGACAAAAAUAUUUUCAGGAAAAUACUCGUUUUAAUAGUGACAGCCAUUGAAGGGAAAGAAGUUGAAUAUAAACAGUUGAAAGAGCUAGAAAGUAAAGACUUUAGCGAAGAAGUUUUAAGCAUUAUAUACUCAGGAUUACUCAAACUGCUACAAAACGCUCUCCGAGUGCCACUAGAAUCCUUGAAACAAGAGUUAUUCAAAGAAGAUUUGCAUGAAUUACAAAUUCCAGAAGAUUUCCAGACAGAUUUAGCAAGUGUGGUCUUUGGAAAUAGGAGAUCAACAAUUGACAGAGUUUCUAUAUUGUCCAGACCGCGUCUUCCUCAGAUAGACUGUCUGAAGUGGCGAGUCGAUGUAGGCAUUUCAACGAGUGUCUUAAAUAGGGUGCUGGAGCCAACUGUGCUAAUGGAGAUGACAUUAUCAGAUGGAAACAUUCACACAUUUGAGGUACCUGUCUCAAAAUUCCAUGAACUGCGCUACAACGUUGCAUUUGUUCUGAAGGAAAUGGAAGACUUGGAGCAGCGAAAUGUCCUAAAGAUCAAAGACUGAAAAUAAAUCACUAUUGUAUAGUCUUAUCAUCUGUGUACAUAGUUAUUCAUUUUCACAUUAUUUUAAUUAUACAUCUAAUUAAGUAGUGUUUAUUUUGAGAAAUAAUUUAAUGGCUCCGUCUGAUUAAUAGGACUUUAUAAUUAAAUACCCAUAGACAACACGGAUUUUAUUAUAAUAUUGUAUUGUUUUAUUAUUGACAAAACUUACAAGGAUGUUUCUAUAUGCAACACUGAUAGCAAGACUGCUUGGCAUUAUGUUGUGAUUCUUUAUAAAGAUUGUUUCCUUGUGGCUACACUCUGCUUGUUUAUUUCUCUAUUUUGCAACAGAAAAACUGUUUCUUAUCUGAAGAAAUAAUCAUUUGUUAUAAUUUACAUUAAGCUUUCUGCAUUAUGUUUGUUGACAAAUGUAACAGUCAUCAUCAUUUCAUUGUGUUUGUUUUACAAACAAUUAUGUUGUAAGACUGAUUAGAAACAUGUGCUUGGCUAGAUAGCUGCAUAUGUGAUGACAAGUAUGAUUUAAUUACUGUUUAACUGUAUGAUGAUUAUUAUGAAAUCAUAUUGAUUCGUUUAUUUUCUUGCAAAAAAAAUUCAGACCCUGCACGAAAUGUAUGAGAACACCAUACUAAAUAAGACGUGAAUGAUAGUAGCAGCUUUGAAAUUCAUCAUGCCAUUCCACAUACCUAGUUAUUAAAGAAAAAAUAAUUAUUUGUAUGAAUUUUAGGGAUAACCCUCAAAUGUGUUUGUAAAAAUAGUGAAUAGUAUGUUUGUUUUGUUUAAACAACUGUUCUGUCAGGAAAUUCACAUAUUUACAUGUAUUACUUAAACAUCAAUUAAUUAAAAAAUAAAAUUAUGUAUACACA